Messenger RNA from Meleagris gallopavo (turkey), 1591 nucleotides. The record is from RefSeq and is a predicted model, not a curated record. Lineage: Eukaryota; Metazoa; Chordata; Aves; Galliformes; Phasianidae.
CUUUCUGUGAUUCUAUGAUUCAUCUUGGAUGAAGGGUCUUCCAAGUGGCCAAGAGGGCUCUGGUUCACCCUGGGCUGAGUUCUUGAGCCUCUGACAAAGCCUCAGCUAAGCCCAGGCUUGGACUGCUGUUUGCAGCACACUGCUGGCUCAACUUCUGUCCUUUAAAACUCUCCACUUGCUCAUGCAGAAGAGCAGCCAGCUUCUUCAGCUCCCUUUCCCCUUCUUUUUGGACUGCUGGUAUCCAGGUCUCCCUUCUAUGAUCCUGCGAGGAUAAUGCAGCUUACUGCCAGCAACUUUAUUUUAAAAGAAAUAUAAAUAAUUUCCUCUCAACACCUCAAAUCAGCAGGAAUCCCUGCUGGGUGACUUUGGGACCACCAAGAGAUAGAGGCACUGCUAAAAAAUAUUCAUCUUAAAAAGCAUACAUGCACUGUGGGCCCCUUCCAACUCAGGAUAUUCUAUGAUCAGAUAAAAAAUGUGGAGGAUGAAGGUAAGUAAUAGAAUAUUACAUGCACUGGUGCAGCCAUAGUGUCUGCUUGACCCAAAGGAGGACAGCCAAGUUGUCCAGAACUGGAUUAUUGUUGUUCCUCUAAAACUGAAUUGAAAGAGGGAGAAAUGGCCACAAUUUCUCCCCGUGAAAAACCUGAGGAUGGCCAGAGGACCAGCAGAUGGCAGAGCUGGAGCGUGGCUGGGCUGUGCUGGUUGCCUGAUAGAUGCUCUGCUUUGUUCCCAAACACCCAGAUCCCAAGGCUGCACCUACGGAUGUUAGGAUAAGAGUUCUAAACAGCACUGCCAUUGCUCUGACAUGGACCCGUGUGCACCUGGACACCAUCCAGGGACAGCUUAAGGAGUACAGAGCCUAUUUCUGGAGAGACAGUAGUUUGCUGAAGAACCUGUGGGUCUCCAAAAAAAGACAGUAUGUGAGUUUUCCUGGAGACCGAAACCGGGGCAUAGUGUCCCGGCUGUUCCCUUACAGCAACUACAAGCUUGAGAUGGUUGUAACCAACGGGAGAGGCGAUGGGCCCCGCAGCGAAGUCAAGGAGUUCCCCACACCUGAAGGAGUGCCCAGCUCCCCCAGGUACUUAAGAAUCCGACAGCCAAAUCUGGAAAGCAUCAAUUUGGAGUGGGAUCACCCAGAACACCCCAAUGGAGUCCUCACGGGAUACAACCUUAGAUACCAAGCCUUUAACGGAUCCAAAACGGGCAGAACCCUGGUAGAGAACUUCUCUCCCAACCAGACAAGGUUCACCGUGCAGAGGACAGACCCCAUCUCGCGCUAUCGAUUCUUCCUGCGUGCUCGGACACAGGUGGGAGAUGGAGAAGUCAUAGUGGAAGAGUCACCAGCACUGCUGAAUGAAGGUGAGUGCAGGGCAGCUCCUGGCACUGGGCUGCAGGUGAUGAUACAAGCGUUGGUCAAGAAGUGCAGCUCAGAGGAUCCAGUGAUCCUCAGCCCAAAGCAACCCAGUGUCAGAUAACUGGUGUAUGUCUGCUGCCUACUGCAGCAAUGGGCAGACAGUCCUGUGUGCUCUUGCUUGAUUACCCUAAAUAUGUCUCUUUAGGAUUGGAUAUUAGGAACAAUUUCUUCUCAAGAAGA